CCAAUAGGCUGGAGUGGAGGAGAUCUCUUGAAAUCUCUUCAAAGUCUUAGGAAAAAAAAACAAGUAUUAUAUCUUCCCUUUCGUGUAAACCAGCUGACCAAAGAAAUGGUGAUGGAGAAGCCAAGUGCCCAGCUUGUCGGGCGAGAGUUUGUCCGACAGUAUUACACCCUUUUGAACCAGGCACCAGACUACCUUCACAGGUUUUAUGGCAAGAACUCAUCCUUUGUCCAUGGAGGCCUGGACAACAGCGGGAAACCGGCUGAGGCUGUGUAUGGACAGACGGAAAUCCACAAAAAGGUGAUGGCUUUGAGUUUUCGUGACUGCCACACUAAGAUCAGGCAUGUGGAUGCCCAUGCGACGCUGAAUGAGGGCGUGGUUGUCCAGGUGAUGGGGGAACUGUCGAACAACAUGCAGCCAAUGAGGAGGUUCAUGCAGACCUUUGUGCUGGCCCCUGAGGGUACAGUGGCAAACAAAUUUUACGUACACAACGACAUAUUCCGUUACCAAGACGAAGUAUUCGGAGACUCCGACUCUGAGCCUCCUGAGGAGUCUGAGGAGGAGGUUGAGGAGGUGGAGGAGAGGGUGAGUUCUCCUGUAGGAGCACAGGAGGAGCCCAGCACGUUCUACCCUCAGGCCCCAUGCUCGGAGCCCGAGGCCUCACAGGAGGAGGCGGCGGCGGCGGCAACCCCGGAACCCGAGCCGGAACCGCAGGUGGAGACGGAUGCAGAGCAGGCUCCAACAGAGCUUAAACAGGAGCCGGCUAGCCAAAACGAACCUCCCAAAGAGGAGAACGACGACAGAGCUCCUCCAUCACCCACGCCUGCCGACCCCGCUCCCCCUUUGCCAGAGGAGAACCAGCCUUUCUCCUGGGCGUCCGUCACAAGCAAAAACCUUCCCCCUGCAGGAGGUGUCGUCCCAGUUUCAGGAGUUCCUCCGCAUGUCGUCAAAGUCCAACCCACACAGCCCCGUGUGGAGGUGAAACCAGAGGCCCAAACCACAGCACAGAGAACCCAGAGAGAGCAGCGGGUCCGAGAGCAGAGAACAGGGCCUUCUCCAGCACAGAGAGGACCAAAAACAGGCUUGCGGGAAGGGGAGCCGGGCGAGCCAGAGGUGCGGCGUACGGUCAGGUAUCCAGACAGUCACCAGCUCUUCGUGGGAAACGUGCCUCAUGAUGUGGACAGGGCAGAGCUGAAGGAAUUUUUUGAACAGUACGGAACAGUGCUGGAGUUAAGAAUCAACAGCGGGGGGAAAUUACCGAACUUUGGUUUCGUGGUGUUCGACGACUCGGAACCUGUGCAGAAGAUCCUGAACAGCCGGCCCAUCAAGCUGAGGGGUGACGUACGUCUUAACGUGGAGGAGAAGAAAACGCGCUCCGCCCGAGAGGGCGAUCGACGGGACGUCCGCCCGAGAGGCCCCGGGGGGCCGCGAGACAGAGCAGGGGGCCCGAGGGGGCCGCCCACGCGGGGAGGAAUGAAACCAAGCUUUGGGGCUGGCAGAGGGGCGGGGUCCAGCGAGGGUAGACACAUGGGACCGCGCCAGUGAAGCAGACCUGUUCAUGUCAGCCACUACUGAUGCAAUUCUCCCUUCUGAGCGAACACACAAGGCCUCCCUUCUCUCUGCCUCCACCUCCUCUGUACUCAAGGACUGUGCAGCGUCAUCUCUCUCUCUCUCCCUUCUGCAUUCUCUUCU
Molecule: messenger RNA, 1689 nt
Organism: Chanos chanos (milkfish)
Lineage: Eukaryota; Metazoa; Chordata; Actinopteri; Gonorynchiformes; Chanidae
Gene: g3bp1
Product: GTPase activating protein (SH3 domain) binding protein 1
Exons: 12
Coding region: 106-1542 (478 amino acids)
Cellular component (GO): cytosol; ribonucleoprotein complex
Molecular function (GO): mRNA binding
Source: RefSeq, a predicted model, not a curated record